UCAUGUUCAGUUGCGAUUGCGAGGGUGAAACCACCGGUAUCCGGGUACUCCAGCACGUUGUGAAGCCGCUAGUUAACAGGCAGCUGCUACGCUGGUUAAAAAAAGUCACAUUAUUUCAAAGCAACGUUUUCAUUUUAAUAGUUUGAUCAGUUGAGAUUUCCAGUUGACCAAAGAAAUGGUGAUGGAGAAGCCAAGUGCCCAGCUGGUCGGGCGAGAGUUUGUCCGACAGUAUUACACACUCCUGAACCAGGCCCCCGACUACCUGCACAGGUUUUACGGAAAGAACUCCUCCUAUGUGCAUGGUGGCCUGGACAGCAACGGCAAACCAGUAGAGGCGGUUUAUGGACAAUCUGAGAUCCAUAAAAGAGUGAUGGCUUUGAGUUUCCGAGACUGCCACACUAAGAUCAGACAUGUGGACGCUCACGCUACUCUGAACGAAGGCGUGGUGGUGCAGGUGAUGGGCGAGCUGUCUAAUAACAUGCAGCCCAUGAGGAAGUUCAUGCAGACCUUCGUUCUGGCACCAGAGGGUACGGUGGCAAAUAAAUUCUACGUCCACAACGACGUGUUUCGUUACCAAGACGAGGUGUUUGGUGACUCUGACUCUGAGCCUCCAGAAGAGUCUGAGGAUGAGGAACCGGAGAGGGUCCCCUCACCUGACAUCGCCCCCGAAGACUCCGCCCCCUUCUACGACCCAACCCCUUGUUCAGACCCAGUGGCUCAAGGUGAUGAGGAGGAAGCAGCUGCUGUGAGUCCAGAACCAGAACAGGAGACUGAGAAGGAGGUUGAGGCUGUUGAAGAGGAGCUCACGGCUGAUGUGAUGCAGGAGACUCGGACAGAAACGCACACAGCUGAUGAUCAGACAGAGAAAAGCUCCACCACCCCAGUCCCUCCAACUACAGAACCUUCCUCUGCACCUGCAGAACCUGCCCCCGCUGCCCCAGAAGAGAACAGGCCUUUCUCCUGGGCAUCGGUCACCAGUAAGAACCUCCCUCCCAGUGGGGCUGUCCCAGUCUCAGGAAUCCCUCCUCACGUUAAAGUCGCUCCCACCGCUCAGCCACGUGUGGAAACAAAGUCUGAGUCACAGACAACAACACAGAGACCGCAGAGGGACCAGAGACCAAGAGAACAGAGACCUGGAGGUCCUCCGCUAGCCCACAGAGGGCCCAGACCAGCUCGAGAGGGCGAGCAAGGCGAGUCGGAGGUUCGAAGGGUGGUCCGGUACCCAGAUGCUCAUCAGCUUUUUGUGGGCAAUGUUCCUCAUGAUGUGGACAAGUCUGAACUAAAAGAGUUCUUUGAGCAGUAUGGGACAGUCCUGGAGCUGCGGAUCAACAGUGGAGGGAAGCUACCAAACUUUGGCUUUGUGGUGUUUGAUGACUCUGAACCUGUACAGAAGAUUCUCGGCCUUCGGCCCAUCAAGUUUAGAGGUGAUGUCCGUCUGAAUGUGGAGGAGAAGAAGACCCGGUCGGCCAGGGAGGGCGACAGACGAGACGUGAGGCCCCGUGGUCCGGGUGGCCCUGGCGGUCCAAGAGAGCGAGUAGGAGGUGGUGGAGGACCCAGGGGUCCUGCUCGGGGUGGAAUGGCACAGAAACCCAGCUUUGGCUCUGGACGGGGUGCCGGGCCCACCGAGGGUCGCUAUUCUGCUCCACGUCAGUGAUUUAGCUGGCUCCAAACCUGAGUUAGAUUACUGCCUGGAUUUAAUCUUUACUGGUUCAUUUUCUGAAACUGAUUGGUUAAAACCAAAUUGGAAAAACAAAGUAGAGCAGAGUCAGUCUGUUGGAGUAAUUGAUCUUGUAUCCAGAUUUUGGUUGCUGCUCAUCCAGGGCUUGACUUCUGACUCUUUUCCUUCUCAUUCUGCCUCCUGAAUGCUGAAGUGUAUCAAAGGAGUUUCUGGGUAAUCCACGCAGGUUUGGUCCAGCAUUCAAUGUCAAGUCAACAGCAGCCAGAAUAAACAGUCAUCCAUAGCUGCUUCCCCCUCACCAACCCCACCACCACUACCAUUAUCGAUCGGAGCAUCGUGAGCAGAGCCGCAUCCUCUGGCACCUCAGUCACACAACUUCAUUUUCCUUGCAGUGCAGGUAAACUGCUGAGAGACUCGUUAGGAGUGAAGAGUGAUGGUUCACAUGACAAUUUACAUUCAAACCCACGGAGUUCUGCAGGAUGUGGGUCAGCUUGCUCUGUUUUUAAAAUCCCCCUUCUGGGUGUCUGAGUGCUGAUCUGGCUUCAAUACAACGUGCUCACUCAGAUCCAGCUAAAGAAGAAAGAAAACGAGACUCGAUAAUGACUUCCUCAGUUUUUCACCUGAUGCAGUGUUGCUUCAGAACAAUGCAGGCGGCUGCUCCGGCUCUCAUUUAUCUCUUUUUAGGAUGACUCUGAAUCCAAGACAUUACCAGCUCCUCAGUCAGAUCACCGACAGACUUUUUCAUUGGUUUUACUUGUUUUACCUGGACAUUAGUCAAUUUUUGUCUUGUUUUUCAUGCUUAACUUGAAAUUAUUAACAAACCAUAACACACAAACAUGAAAAAAGGGUAAAUACUACUUGAAAUGGGGAAUAAAACCCGCAGUAUUUUUGUUUUUUAGUUUUUUCGCGUUCUCUCCCUGUUUCUUAAAGGAACGUGUACUUUACUGUUUGGGCAAUCCUGUGUAUUGCUGCCACCAUUGUACCUAGCGAUGGAUCGGUCUUAUCUUUUUAUUCUAUCAGGUCAAGAGCUGAAACGUAGAAGUUUUAUUUGAGUGUUAAAUGUUGGGUUGCGUUAGUUGGAUUCGGACGUGUCUGAGUGGAGCAUGUAUCCAAACCUGUUAGGCUUCUACUACCAAUGCACUUCAUCUGUCAUGUUAAAAUAAGCUCACAUGCCGACAAGAGAACUAAAUUAAAAAAACAAGUUACUGUUUUAA
Molecule: messenger RNA, 2892 nt
Organism: Nothobranchius furzeri (turquoise killifish)
Lineage: Eukaryota; Metazoa; Chordata; Actinopteri; Cyprinodontiformes; Nothobranchiidae
Gene: g3bp1
Product: GTPase activating protein (SH3 domain) binding protein 1
Cellular component (GO): cytosol; ribonucleoprotein complex
Molecular function (GO): mRNA binding
Source: RefSeq, a predicted model, not a curated record